Molecule: messenger RNA, 2794 nt
Organism: Pecten maximus
Lineage: Eukaryota; Metazoa; Mollusca; Bivalvia; Pectinida; Pectinidae
Exons: 9
Coding region: 165-911 (248 amino acids)
Molecular function (GO): Hsp90 protein binding
Source: RefSeq, a predicted model, not a curated record
GUCUCCACUACAUCUCUUGUGGUACCUGCUAGUGGAGACACAAUGGCGGCAGGUCGCUGGCCUGUACAGAAGAACUUAGGACAUGUACAUAGUAAACUAAUCAAGCAGUUCUAACUGAACUUACCGGAAGUCAGGAUUUACAGAAGCAGAAGCAGACGAAAACGAUGUCGGAUGAAAAGCCAGAAGACUUGAAGGCCAAGGGAAAUGAGUGUGUAAAGAAUGGAAAUUUUUCUGAAGCAAUAUUGCAUUACAGCCAUGCAAUCAAACAGGAUCCCAAAAACCAUAUUUUCUAUAGCAAUAGGUCUCUGGCCUUCCUUAAGCUUCAACAGUAUUAUUAUGCAAUGGAAGAUGCCAAGGAAUGUAUCAAAUUGAAGCCAACAUGGCCAAAGGGAUUUUACAGAAAAGGAGAAGUUGAAUAUAAUGUUGGAAAUUACACUCUUGCACAAAUGGCAUACAAGCAAGCAAUGAUGAUGGAUCCAACAGAUGAAGGAAUAAAAGAUGCAAUUGCUAGGACAACAAAAGAAGUUAAUAAAGUUAGAAAAGCUGAGAAACAAGAGCCUUGGAAGUAUGCUGCUGGAGGAUUGGUGGUGGGGAUUGCUGUAGUAUUAGGGGACCAGUUCAUGACAGAGAAGCCAGUUAUUCAACACAUAGUUCUUCAGAUAUUGAUGGUAAUGGCAUUUCUGUUGCUGUCACUGCUCUUAUGGAAGGGAUUUAGAUUGAUGCGUGAUUGGCAGAAUGAUAAUUUGUUAGAACCCCCUAUUGAUCUCCUUAAAGAAUUUGUUGAUGUGGAUUCAAAACAAAAUCCAGAAAAGACUGCAGAUGAUCAGACAGAAGAAGGAAAUACAAGGAGAGGAGGAACUAAGAGAGCUCAGUCAGGAAAGAGAAAAUACAAACUGGGAAAGUCCUCAUGAUACUGGCUGUUAUGGUGCUCUACUCCAGUUGUCUAAAUCCUUGUCAAGGGACCACAAAGCCGUCCUUGGUGUAUGUGUGGCAUAGUCUUCCUAGCAAUAGGUUUUGUUGAAAAAGUUCAUGUACUUAUGUCACAGUAAUGUUGAGAGAUACAUAGACCUCUAGUCUGUGUUAUGUAGGACUGUUCUGCAGGGUAUAGUGUAUCAAUUUUUUACUGUUUCACACUAUUUUUUUUACACUACAUUGUAAUGCAGAAUUUUAAAUCUUAUUUUUUUGUAUGUUGCCAUGUUUUUUAUUGAUUUUGAAAUCCAUUCAUAGACCAAAGCAAUAAUAGUAGUCGAUGUGUGAUCAGUGGUAUUUGAAUGUAUAUAAGUGGUGUAUGUCCUACAAAGUCAGUGCAGCAAGAUCAACCAGCCAUUAUUACAAUGUACAGCGAAAAGUUCCAUUUAUAUGUACAUGACACAAUUCACACUUUUUAUCCAGGUAUACAUUUUAAAAAAGCUUAAAGGGAUGUUUGUAGAUACAUGUAUUUGGAAUGUGCUCUACGAUAUUUGACAGAUGGUAAUGUUGUAACUGUAGGUGAACUGUCAAUGGGCCUAGGCCUCUUGUGACUGCUUUGUGAGUUGUAAACCACUUCUGGUUCAGCUUCCAAAAGUUCUCAUCAUAACAAACAGAUGUAUAAUAAAAUAAUGUGUAAAACAAGGAAUAAAAUGGUGUCUGAUAAGGUUACUCUCUGGGCAUUACAAAUCUUCGUUUGGAUAUUCUUCCAAACUUGAUCUGAUACAGGCAAUAAUGCCCAGCAAAAACAACCUUACUUUUAUAAAUUUUGAUCCAUAUCACAUUUCUAUAAAGCUGGUAACUUUUAAUUAGAAAAAUUUUGUUUAAAAAUAAUGCCUUAUCAAUCUAAUUUUUAAUUGUUAAUGUUUCCAAAAAACAGAACAAUGUAUAGGAUUCAGAAAGUACUUUGUUCUCCUUUUGAAAACAGUUCCAUCACAAUUAUUUGUUAUAAUUUUUGGUCAAAAACCUUUGAUUUUGAGAAAUUGAUACAAAAGCUUCUCCAGUUUGUUUACAAAUCAGUUUAUUGCCAAAUUGGAAUGAAACUUACCACAUAUAUUGGAUGUAUUUUCCUCUCACUUUUCAUAAAGUGAUUUUUGGGGAAAAAACGCCAUAUUAAGGUGAAUUUGAGAAAAAAUGAUUUUGCGAUAUUUGAUAAUUAUUUUGCAAUGCAUUAAAUUUCACACAUAUGUGUAAUGUAUUCAGGGUAAUUCCAUACUAUUGCUUUGAGGUUUUUGGAAAAGCUAGAUUUUAUAUGUGAAUUUUUUGCUUCAAACUAACUACACUGAUAAAGUGGGAUAGGUGAGACAUGAUGAUGUGUAAGAUCAGAAUCGUAUCUGUAGUAUAAUUAUGUACAUGUGAGUAAGUGUGAUGUACAUGUAUGCAAGGUGUAUAAAUUUCAUUUUACAUGGGAAAAGAAUACAAAAAUCAUAUAACCAUUUUACUUUUUAUUGACCUCCAGGAUUUCUACACAAUCAUAAUUAUAUUAUUAUAAUUCAAACAUUAUUUUCAAAUCGGCACACUUAAAUGAGGACAAGCUGUAUAUAAGUUGUGUGUCAAUUUAAAAUGUGGACAUGUAUUGAUUUAAGUGCCCACAUCACACUUAGUAUCUAAGUUGACAGGUGCUUUUUCCGUUAAGAUAGUUCAUAUUUCUGCAAACUCGUAUUUUUCUCCAGAUGUCCUUUCAAAGUUCAAUUGGCUGCAAAAAUACAAACAGUUUCAAUGGAAAAAUAGAUCCUUCUGUCACAAUCGUGAGACUUUUUAUAUAACCAGCCUUCAUUACAUUUACAGAUACAUUGUGAAAAGUUCAAUAAAUUAAUAAAAUCACAUG